Molecule: messenger RNA, 1152 nt
Organism: Penicillium diatomitis
Lineage: Eukaryota; Fungi; Ascomycota; Eurotiomycetes; Eurotiales; Aspergillaceae
Exons: 1
Coding region: 1-1152 (383 amino acids)
Source: RefSeq, a predicted model, not a curated record
AUGGCGUCUGUCACAUGUCCCCUCGAUCUUCACAUGGUCGAUCUCGAGUCACGGCCAGCCCCGACCUUGCCUGAUUGGGAUAUUCUCACGCUGAAAUGCCCCUCUCAGGCGACAGUCACUGAGAUCUCCCACUCCCCCAACAUCUCUCGUUCUCCCUCUGUCACCUCGUGGGAUUCUCAACGCACAGAGAAAUGUAUAUCUCCUACCGACUCGGCGCUUUCCUCCCAACCUCCCUCGCCCGCCAUGGAGGUGCAUAUGAAGAAACCUCGACAGACCUCGACCACCAGCAUGCCAACGACGACUGUGCGUCCACCACAUCAAACUUCGCGCACAAGUGGUUCGAGACCAUCAUCGGCGGUGACUUCUCCCCAUUCACAUUCGCGCUCCCACUCCCACAGCACAGCUCGAUCCCGCCCCCAUAGUCGCCAGAAUUCCUUGCACUCGUCAAGGCGAGCGGGCAAUGCCAGUAUAGUGACCGUCUCCUCGACGCGGUCUGGGACCCUCGACAAACGGGAAUCUCUCCUGGCUUUACACCGAGAAUCAUGUCGUCUGUUUCAAGACCAGGAUGCCAAGCAGCCCUCUACAUUCUCCAUAGACGAGCGUCGUCCGUCUCUGUUUUCCGCUCCAUCAUCUAUAUUUGAACAUCCACGGGGGAAUCGCACCUCCGCCGACAAUGACUUUUCCGCCCCCUCCUCCCCCGUCAGCUCGUCUCAUUCCACGAGCAGACAGUAUAAUUUUGAUCAUCACGGCUCCAUCAACUCGACCACCGACCCCCAUUAUCUGUCCUACCGAGACCGCUCCAGCACCUUACCCAGUCAUGACAGUCCGGCCAUGCAUACAUCCCACAUCCAUUCAUUGUCCACCUCAUCCAUCCACGUCCCGGCGACUGUGAUGGAAUGGACCUCUGCCACGACUCGACGAGCCGAAUACGAAAAAAUUGACCGCGCCAGUCGCGGUGUACGCGGUCUUUGGCGCCGGGUAGCGCCCCGGUGGUGUCAAAGCCGCGCCUCACGAACCCCAUUUUUCGAAGAAGGCAAGCCCAAAUCUGAUGACGACGGGAGUGUUCGUCGCUUUCGGAUGGAUUUGCCCGAGGAAGAAGAACCCCCAUGCCGAUCCAAGCCUUUCACACUGAAAAGUCUCGGCCUAUUAUGA